Molecule: messenger RNA, 750 nt
Organism: Trichomonas vaginalis G3
Lineage: Eukaryota; Parabasalia; Trichomonadida; Trichomonadidae
Exons: 1
Coding region: 1-750 (249 amino acids)
Source: RefSeq, a predicted model, not a curated record
AUGUUUAACAAGAGAAAGAAUAAUCAGAAAGCAGAUUUCGAUAUUCUUGAAAAAUACGACGAAAUAUCAAAGAAAUUUGGGGUGUUGUUUUUAUGGGUAGGUGUUUUAAUAUUAUUUUUACUAGCAAUUAUUGGAUUUCGUAGAAUGAUUAAUACGUUUCUUAUCGAAGAUCAAAAAAUGGAAGAGAUAAAAAGCAAGAUACAAAAAUACGUUCAAUCCAAAACCAAUUUCAAAUGUACAGAAUGUGUUCCAAUAUCUUAUAAUGAAAUAGCUGAACUAAUUGGAAAAAAAUUGUCUUAUGCAGAAAAAGAACAAGCAAUUUCGAUUAUUUGGGACGAAUUUCAAAGAAAUACAGAGAUAUACGAAGUUACCACAGAUGAAAAAGUAGAAUAUGUCAGAAGCAAAAUUAUAAUAUCUUCAUCAUUGAAUUGCUUAUUCUUCCGUAAUUUAAAUAAGAUAAUAACAGUUAUAACACUUUCUAUUGCAGCUAUUAUAGUCUCAUUGUUUAUUUAUUUCAAAUACAAGCAAAGUCAAAAAUGCAAGCAAUAUUCUUCAGAAAUCAUUCAGAAUAUGGUUAACCAAUCCAAACUUGGGUCAAGAGAAAUAAAUCCUCAAUCAUUCCGCUCUAAUUAUCCUAAUAUUAAUGAAAAACAAUGGAGGAACGUUGUUUCUAAUGUUGAAAGAUGUCCUGUAGUUUCUGUUUAUAGAAAGAAGAGUGGAAAUGUCUGGCAAGUUAGUUCUCUAAAUUAA